This is a messenger RNA of Notechis scutatus (mainland tiger snake), 3440 nucleotides long. The record is from RefSeq and is a predicted model, not a curated record. NCBI's taxonomy places the organism in Eukaryota, Metazoa, Chordata, Lepidosauria, Squamata, Elapidae.
CAACGCCAUGCCAUAAAACAGGUAGUAAAAAUUUUUUGAAUCCCACUACUGAUCCACUCCCUUGCAGAAUCUUUGUAAUUUUAACUUCAACUUUUAAUUUUAAAACAAAAAGGCAAGUGCCUCUGAAAAUUUGAUGACAACAGCUACUGACUUUCAUGUUUUUUUCUUUGAUUGCAAUUGUGGAAAAAUGCAGAAAGUUUGAUCAUCUGAAGAUGGGGAAAUUGGAUUUAUUAAAGCUACAUUUACAGCAUAGCAGUGUUUUAGUUCCCUAAAUACUAAAGUUAUGUUCACAGAAGUUACUGUGUCAAAAAUUUAAGCAGCCAUAGAUUUGUGAAAUUUUUUUCUUAAUGGCUUAAUUCCUUUCAAUUAAACAUAGCAAAAUAAUCACUAGUAUUUGCCUACUGACUGUGACAUUGUGGGGAAAUAUGUUUUUUAAAAAGCUUGAAAAUAAAAUGAACAGUGGAUUUUUAUUUCCACAUAUAAUAUGCUUAGUAUGUUAUUUCACUUGUAUUUCACUUGAAAUGCUAUCAAUUAAUAAUAACCAAUUAAAUAAAAUGAUUUGCCUCUCAAAGCAUACCCGUCUACAAAAUCAGUUGACCCCCCAUCUGCAAGUUUCAGUCAGCCUCUUUCAAAAACAAAUCAGCCACUUUCAAGAAAUGGAAGCUGUUGCAACUAGUGAGAUGAUGGACAAACCUGGAUAAAGAGAAGGCAAGAAGAUGAUGAUAUGAGCUAGUAGGAGUGAAAAGGGAAGGAUAAUAAGGGAACAACUGUACCCAAGCGUCUUGGAGGAUAUAGAAGAACUCCAUGAAACAGAAUAAGCAAGUAUGGAGGAACAAGCGGGGGCGAUAUCUUGGGGAGCAAGUGGUCAGUCAAGUCCUUCCUACGAACCUACAAAGGAAAAUGGCAGCCUUCUUGGAAAAAGCUCAGAUAUUUCAACAGCUCUGGAGAAGCUGAAACAUGAGGAGGGUUUUAUAGAUACUCCCUCUUAUGGUGAUCAGUUGAGUGAUGAACGAUUAGGACCCAGUGAAAGAUUAUCUCCAGCUCCUUUCCUGAAUUCAAAUCUGAUAGGAAAAGCCUCUGAGAGGAGUCCGUUUCCAAUGUUUGGUCGAGAUGCCGGGCUCUCAGGCUGUCAGACAAGUCUGCUUCGGUCUAACGUGGGUGUUGGAAGCCCAGGCCCCCUGGCGGCUUUCUCCGAAAAAACUGGAACACCGUAUUAUCCAUUUUCCUCUGCAAAUCCACGAAAAAGGCCCCUUCGUGACUCAUCUGCCCUUGAUUCUCUGCAGACAAAAAAAGUAAGGAAGGUGCCUCCUGGUUUGCCAUCUUCUGUCUAUGCACCUUCUCCCGAUUCAGAUGACUUUAAUAGAGAAUCUCCAAGUUAUUCAUCUCCUAAACCACCUAGCAGUAUGUUUGCUAGCACUUUCUUGUUACAAGAUGGGACCCAUGUCGCUCCUGAACUUUGGAGCCCCUCCCAUGGAAUGAGACAGUCAGGUCCUGGUGGAAUGCUGGAAAGUCCUUCUCACCUGUCGCCCUCCGGUAGUUACGGCAGCCAACAUCCCCACGAGCGCCAGAGUUGUCCUCCUCAUUCAGCCUCACCAACAGAUGGAAGCCUUCCGCCAAUGUCCAGCUUCCACCGGGGCAGUAGCAGUAACUCACUAUAUGCUGCCGCCACCUCUCAUACUCCACCAGUCAACAGAUCAGAGACCAGUCUGCUUGUUGAGAGAGGGAAUCCUGCUGGAGGUUCACAGACUGGGGAUGCCCUUGGAAAAGCUUUGGCCUCUAUUUAUUCUCCUGACCACACUAGUAGUAGCUUCCCUUCAAAUCCUUCAACACCUGUUGGAUCACCAUCCUCUCUCACAGGUGCUGGUCAAUGGUCAAGAACUGGAGGACAAGCCCCUUCGUCUCCAAGCUAUGAAAACUCUUUACAUUCAUUGAAAAAUCGAGUUGAGCAACAACUUCACGAGCAUUUGCAAGAUGCUAUGUCCUUCUUAAAAGAUGUCUGUGAGCAGUCCCGGAUGGAAGAUCGCCUGGACAGACUUGAUGACGCCAUCAAUGUGCUGAGAAGCCACGCCGUGGGGCCUUCGACGAGCCUGGCCGGGGCCCACGGAGAGAUGGAGGGCUUAUUGCGGCCAUCCCACAGUGGGCCUGUUAGCACUUUGAACGCCACUUACGGCACGCCUGGCCUGGUCAUAGCCAGUAGACAAGCCUGGAUGGUCAACACACAUCGGGAAGAUGGCGUCGGCCUCCAUAGCAAUCAUUCAGAGCUGUGCAACGCUGGUCCUGCUCAGAAUACAGAACUAAGCCAUAAAACCCAAGAAAACUAUAGAGUGCUGCCCACCGGGCUACCCACCUCCUCAGUAGCUCUGGGCCCGCUAGAAAUCAAAUCGGAGCACAAGGAGAAAGAUGAAAACACACAGGAACCUGCGUCCUCCGAUGACAUGAAAUCCGAUGACGAGUCCUCACAGAAGGAUAUCAAAAUCUCCUCCGGAGGCAGGACGAGUAGCACAAACGAAGAUGAGGAGCUGAACCCGGAGCAGAAGCGGGAGCGGGAGCGGGAACGGCGGAUGGCCAACAAUGCCCGGGAGCGCUUGCGUGUCCGGGACAUCAACGAAGCCUUCAAGGAACUGGGCCGGAUGUGCCAGCUGCACCUGAAGACCGAAAAGCCCCAGACCAAGCUGCUGAUCCUUCACCAGGCUGUGGCAGUCAUCCUCAGUCUGGAGCAGCAGGUCCGAGAGAGGAACCUGAACCCCAAAGCAGCUUGUCUUAAGCAGAGGGAAGAAGGAAAGGGGUCUGUUGUGUCAGCAGAGCCCCCAGCCCCCCAUCCAGGAAGCCAUCCAGCACUUAGUGAAACGGCCAAUCCAAUGGGACACAUGUGAACGUCAACGAGGUGACCUGUUUUAUGUCUGCAGCGAUUGGGGGGGGGGGAUGACACGGGUGUUGGUGGGCACGUGGGGUAUGACAAGACCCAGAAACUUGUCAGUUAAACUUUGUUAAGUUGAACUGCGGCAUAACAGAGCCCAGGCUGUGUGUUGGAAUCCUUUGCAAGAUCACCAGCAUGAUGGAUGAAAAGCAGCAGUCGCGCUCAACAAAGUGCAUGGCUUUGGUUGGGGGUGGGUGAGGCUGCGCAGCUCUGGUGCCUCCGCCUAAGAACUGGCUCCACCGGAAGCAGGCCAGAGGCCAGGCCGCUUGGCCUUUCCCAACCCGAACCCGAACCCUUUCCCACGGUGCCCUGCAACUGUUGGUGCUUCAACAAUGGCCUUUCAGUGUGCAGAUCGGAAUCCGGACCCCCACGUGGAAGAGACCAAGAAGGGGGAUCUUUUCUUCACACGGACCCUCAACAUAGCAUUAAGCAGGACCAUCUCACCAGAGAAACAACCCAUCCAGAAGUGGCCCUGUGAGAACCCCCGACCCCUGCGAGAGAGAGAGAGAGAGGAGGGAGAGGG